AUGGCACCAUUCAAUAGAUGCUUUGCUCUUUUAGCUCUUUUUGCAGUCUCGUUUAAGUCUUGUUAUUGCCAGAAUGGAACUAUAAAUGCCGCUGGCUGGGCGAACGCUGGUGUUACUUGGUACGGUGAACCUAAGGGAGCCGGUAGCACCGGUGGAGCUUGUGGAUAUGGUGUGGCAGUGGCCAAUCCACCGCUACACGCGAUGAUUUCAGCCGGAGGCCCUUCAUUAUUCAACAAUGGAAAAGGAUGUGGAACAUGUUAUCAGAUUAUGUGCACUGGAAAUUCAGCAUGCUCAAGGAGACCAAUAACGGUGACGAUAACGGACGAGUGUCCCGGUGGUCCUUGCGCCUCGGAACCAGUCCAUUUUGAUCUGAGUGGCAAAUCCAUGGGUGCCUUAGCCAAACCUGGCCAAGCCGGUCAUCUUCGAGCAGCUGGUGUUCUACGUGUUUAUUACAGACGCGCUGCGUGUUCAUAUAGAGGGACUAAAAUAGCUUUCCAUGUUGAUGCCGGAGCUAAUCCGUACUACAUGUCAUUUGUUGUGGAAUACGAAAACGGUGAAGGAGAUUUGGCCUCCGUUGAGAUUCAACCGGCCGGUGGAAGGUUUAUCUCUAUGCAAGAAAUGAGGUCUGCCGUGUGGAAGUUAAACUCUGGUGGUGCUAUGAGAGGUCCGUUCAACAUUAGACUUACAUCUGGUGAGUCUAAAAAAGUAGUGGUAGCUCAGGCUGUUAUUCCAGCGAAUUGGAAGCCUGAUCAGACGUACCGGUCAAUCAUUAACUUUUAG
Molecule: messenger RNA, 780 nt
Organism: Eruca vesicaria subsp. sativa (arugula)
Lineage: Eukaryota; Viridiplantae; Streptophyta; Magnoliopsida; Brassicales; Brassicaceae
Source: the annotation of a GenBank genome assembly